Strongyloides ratti is the source of this 2406-nucleotide messenger RNA. Its product is annotated as ATP-binding cassette sub-family F member 3. Gene Ontology annotation, molecular function: ATP hydrolysis activity; ATP binding. Lineage: Eukaryota; Metazoa; Nematoda; Chromadorea; Rhabditida; Strongyloididae. The transcript has 2 exons. The coding region runs from base 1 to 2406 and encodes 801 amino acids. The record is from RefSeq and is a predicted model, not a curated record.
AUGGUUGUUACUAAAACAGAGACAGUUUUAGAUAAUAUUUUUGAUUUAAAAAAAUCUUAUGAAGAUUUUAAAGAUGACCCAAAUGUUGAAUAUAUAGAAUUUCCCGUACCUGAAAAUUCUUUUAAAGAAAGUGAUGAAGAAAGAACCCAACGUUUGAAAGCUCAAGUCAUGGAUGACAGUAUUGAACCUUUACUGAAUGGUGUUUUUCCAUUAGACUUUAAACCAAAGGUUAUAAUAGAAGAAGUUACUGGAAGACCAAUUAUUAUUGUUGAAGAUAAGGUAAAGAAUGCAAUGAAAAAAUAUUUUUCUAAAAUUAUUGGUGAUAAUUAUGAUGAAAUUAUUGAAUAUUUAAUAGAAGUUGUAUCAAAGAAUGUUGAAGAAAUUUAUGACUAUGAAGAUGUUUUAACAGCUAUAGGUUUUAUCUUUAGGCAAUUUGGUUGUUCUGAAGAAGAAACAAUAAAACACUGUCGUGUAAUUAUGUUCAUGCUUCAUGGUAAAGAAGUUCGUGGAGAAAAUGAGUCUAAUCAAAUUGAAGCUUAUCGUCUUAAUAUGACUGUUGAUAUGUCUACUAAAGCCUUAUCUUCAGAUGUCAAUACUACAAUUUGGAAAAAAUCUAUCAAAGAUAAUAAGUUGAUUGAUUUGUCUAAAUUUAAAAAUACCAAAGUUAAUAAAGAUAUUGAAUUGACUAUUAAGGAAUCUGAGGCAGCAAAAAGUAAAAAAGAAGUUAUCAAAGCUAUGGCAACUCAAAGAAUCAAUCGUAGAGAUGCUAAAGGAAAUCUUUCUGUAGAAAAUGCUUUAGAUAUUAAAAUAGAAGGAAUUGAUAUUUCUUAUGGUACUAAACAUAUUCUUCAUAAUGCUGAUUUAUCUCUUAUUAAUGGUAGAAAAUAUGGUCUUGUUGGAAGAAAUGGUAUUGGUAAGACUACACUUUUAAAAAUGAUAUCUUCUGGUCAAUUGGUGAUACCAUCAAAUAUUACUAUGUUGUCUGUUGAACAAGAAGUUGAAGGUGAUGACACAUUAGUUAUUGAUGCUGUUUUAAAAUCUGACAAAAAACGUCAAGAACUUAUUGAUGAAGAAAAACUUAUUAAUGAUAUUCUUAGUAAUCCAUCAGAAGAUGUAACUGAAGUUGAUAAAGAUAAAUUAUGUGAACGUCUUGUUGCAAUUCAUACAGAAAUGGAUUUAAUUGGUGCUGAUAAAGCUUUAAAGGUAGCUGCAUCAAUACUUUAUGGUCUUGGUUUUAGUCCUGAAGAUCAAAAAAGGACAACAAAAGAAUUUUCUGGUGGUUGGAGAAUGAGAGUAGCCUUAGCUCGUGCUUUAUUUGUUAAACCUCAAUUAUUACUUCUUGACGAACCUACAAACAUGUUGGAUAUGAAAGCUAUAUAUUGGCUUGAGAAUCAUCUUAUUUCAUGGAUUGGAACAAUUUUCAUCGUAUCCCAUGAUCGUAAAUUCUUAAAUUCAGUAUGUACAGAUAUUGUUCAUAUGCAUUCUAGGCGUCUUGAUCAAUAUAGGGGAGAUUAUGAUAUGUUUAAUAAAACAAUGAAAGAUAAAUUAAAACAACAAAAAUCUGAGUAUGAAGCUCAACAACUUUUGAGAAAACAUACUCAAGAAUUUAUUGAUAAAUUUAGGUAUAAUGCUAAAAGAGCUUCCAUGGUACAAUCGAGAAUUAAAAUGCUUGAAAAAUUACCCAUUCUUCAAGAUGUUGAAUUUGAAACUGAUGUCGUCUUUAAAUUUCCAGAAUGUGAACCACUUGGACAACAAGUAUUACAACUUGACGAAGUAUCUUUCCGUUAUACUCCAAAUUCUCCAUUACUUUUUCACAACAUUUGUUGUGGUUCUCAUGCAGAUUCUAGAGUUUGUAUUGUUGGAGAAAAUGGUGCUGGUAAAACAACACUUCUUAAAUUACUUCUUGGAGAACUUACUCCAACAAGUGGUAUACGUCAUGCUAAUAGAAAACUACGUAUAGGAUAUUUUACACAACAUCAUGUUGAUCAAUUAGAAAUGAACAUGUCACCAUUGGCUUUAUUGUUACAACGUUUCCCUAACGCUAGCGUAGAAGAACAUCGUGCAGCAUUAGGAAGAUUUGGUAUUGCUGCUGAUACCGUUUUUCAAAGUAUUCAAACACUUUCAGGAGGUCAAAAAUCUCGUCUUGCAUUUGCUUCACUUGCUCUUGAAAAACCAAAUUACCUUAUACUGGACGAACCUACAAAUCAUUUAGAUGUAGAAACAGUUGAUGCUCUUGGAACUGCUCUUAAUAAAUUUAAUGGAGGAGUUGUUUUAGUAUCUCACGAUGAAAGAUUAAUAGAAUUAGUCUGUAAAGAACUUUGGGUUGUCAAAGAUAAAAGAAUCUUUACUCUUGAAGGUGGUCUUGAAGAAUACAAGAAACACGUUUAUAAGCAACUUGCUCUUUAA